Saccoglossus kowalevskii is the source of this 1176-nucleotide messenger RNA. RefSeq lists its product as uncharacterized. Gene Ontology annotation, molecular function: serine-type endopeptidase activity. The record is from RefSeq and is a predicted model, not a curated record. Gene Ontology annotation, biological process: proteolysis. Lineage: Eukaryota; Metazoa; Hemichordata; Enteropneusta; Harrimaniidae.
AUGGAGUUGGCGUUGUUUAUUGUAAUCGCCUUAUCGAUGUCAAUGGAGUAUGUACAGGCAAAAUCUGAAAUGGCAGAAAUCAGGCGUGGUAAGCCAAAAGAUGUGAUUAAAAAUGAAUACCUAGUGGUCAUGAGAGAUAAUGCAACUGAGUUGGACAUUGAGAAUUCAAUUACAGAGCUUGAGACAAUGCCUAGUACGUUAAAUAAAACUUUCAAGUCAUACUCUAAAGCGUUAAAAGGGUUUGCUGUUCGCAUUGACAGUGAACUUGAGAAAGAGAUAAGACAACUGCCAGGCGUGUUAUAUGUACAAGAACAAACCUUAAUCUAUGGCAGUGAUGUUACGUGGGGAUUAGACAGAAUUGAUCAGCGUGAAAAGUUAACAGAUGCUGGCGUAGUUGGAUACAAUCCACCAGGACAUGGCGACGGAGUAUCUGUCUACAUAAUGGACACUGGUAUUGAUAAAAACCAACAAGAGUUCGGUAAAAGACGUCAUUCAUUUUACGAUGGAGUUAACUCUAAGCCUUCGCCAAAUGUAUGUAAUUUCCAUGGAACUCACGUUGCCGGAAUUGUAGGUAGCAAGACUUAUGGCGUAGCUAAUCAAGCAGAGCUUUACUCGGUCACAGUGUUGAAUUGUAAUAAUGCCGGUACUUUGACAGACAUUAUUGGAGGUUUGGAUUACAUUGCUACACAUGGUACAAAGCCUGGUGUGAUUGUGAUGGCACUAAGUGGGGUCUUUGUUGAAGCUCUCAACCAAGCCAUCGCAAAUGUUGAAGCUGAAGGAUAUGUUGUGGUAGUUGCUGCUGGUAAUAGUGCCGAUGAUGCAUGUUUAUACUCACCUGGUAGUUCCGAGAAGGCAAUCACAGUGGCAGCUACGGCCAAUGAUGAUCACGCGACGACGUACAGUAACUAUGGCGAAUGUAUUGACAUAUAUGCUCCAGGAAACUAUAUAAAAACAACCGGAUCUGACAAUAAAAAUCCUCCGCUUAGGAGUGGAACUUCUAUGGCAUGUCCUUUCAUAGCAGGUAUCGCUGCAAUUCAUCUGCAAAAGAAUCCGGAUCUGACACCAGCCGAAGUCAAAGAUAUAAUUCUCUCAAGUGGCACGAAAGACACAGUUUAUGGGACUGCUAUUGAUAAUGGAAGUCCUAGCUUAUUAGCUUACAUUGAUCCAGGUCUUUAA